Molecule: messenger RNA, 1837 nt
Organism: Porites lobata
Lineage: Eukaryota; Metazoa; Cnidaria; Anthozoa; Scleractinia; Poritidae
Source: the annotation of a GenBank genome assembly
AGUUUUUAUCUUAAAGCUUAUUCUGUCGCUAAAAUCAUGGAAACAUCUAGCGCCUCUUCUCGACAUGACGACGUUGAACUACCAAAUUUCGACCUUAACUUGUUCGGUGAACCUCCGUCUAAGUCCGCUAAGAGAUUUGCAAAUUUGAGCGAGCGGGAGUUGAACCAUAUUGUUGAACAAAGACAUUCAGAGAAGACCAAAAAAACAACAAACUGGUCUGUUUCAACUUUUCGAGGUAAGCUAUCUAUCGUAACAAUUCCACAAUGUUUUCCAGCAAUUCUGUGACAUACAACUUAAUGGUAAAUGGUAAAGCUAGAAGUGAAAACUAAUUUUCUCCCGUCGAAAGCCAUUUAAAUGUCAGCGAGCAAAACUCGUGCAUUAACUUUUAUCGGCUGCAUGAAUUGAGGCUAAGAAAAGUAACACUUUUUUAUUUAAAUUCUUGUUGCAGAAAAAGGAAAACGACGAUUGUCUUUUUAAGAUUGAAUUUAAUGUUUUUAUCAUAAAAUUGACAGGUUAUAACAGCAAAAAAUUGUUCGCUCAUUAAACUAAACUGUAAAAAUUGCUUCACCGAGUGACUACUCGAUGCACAAACAAUGACAUACGGCUUAUAUUUAUUCCACAUUUUCAGUCUUCGGUUCUUUUAGAUUCGUUUAAAAAAGAAUACUGUUUUUUAAAGUCGCUUACAUGUUGAAUUUCAGCUUGGUGUUCAGAGAAAGUAAUACAAACACCGAUUGAAAACAUGACGACUGGCCAGCUGGACCAGAAUCUGAGACGAUUUUAUGCCGAAGCACGAACACAAAAAGGGGAGCCAUACAGUAAAUCCACCUUGCUUGGAUUCAGACAUGCCAUUGAAAGAUAUCUAAAUGCUCCUCCAUACAACAAAGGGCUCCAGUUAGCAAGUGAUCCCAGAUUUAUGCGGUCAAACCAGAUGUUAGACGCCCAACUAAUCAAUUUGAGAAAAAAUGGAAAGGAAAAUGUGACCCACAAACCUGCAAUUGAAGAAGGGCAUCUCAAACAGCUAAAAACCAGUGGCGUUUUUUCUCUUUCUUCCCCGCUUUCUCUUCUUAGAAAUGUAUGGUUCCAUAUUGUCCUUUUCUUCUGCCGAAGAAACCGUGAAGGGCAAAGAGCUCUCACCACUAACAGCUUCAAGUUUGCAACCGAUGCAGCCGGGCGUAAAUUUGUAACCAUGGCCCAUGAUGAAGCUUCGAAGAACCAUCCAGGUGGUGUCCAUGACUCUUCCAGUAAGGAGAAAGAAGCUAGAAUGUACGAAUCAGCCGAAAGCAACGAUGGCUACAAGGCGCUUAAGCUCUAUCUUGAAAAGAUCAACCCGAAGUGCAGUGCGCUUUUCCAGUAUCCGAAGUCAAAUGUUAGACCUGAAGACAUCGUGUGGUUCGAGCAAAGGCCUUUGGGCGUUAACACCCUCGCCAACAUGAUGAAGAAAAUCAGCGAAGUGGCAGGGCUCUCAACCAUAUACACAAACCACAGCAUACGAGCAACAGCCAUAACCCUGUGGUCCAAUGCUGGAGUCCCUAAUCGACACAUCAUGUCAAUUUCAGGCCAUCGAAAUGAGCAAUCCUUGGCACAUUACAACUCGCGGCCGUCGAUUUCUCAGCUUCAAAAUUGCAGUGAUGUGCUGUCAAGGGCGCUAGCAGUCACUGAAGCUUCAUACGCAAGAUCUUCUUCCUCAGUGCAAUCCACAGUCCGUGUUAGCUGUCCUUCACAACAAGAAGGAAAUUAUGCUCCUUCCAAUAUUGCAAGAGAAGUGGCUCCAUUUUUUAAAGAUUGCAGCAUUCAAAACGUGCAGUUCGUCUUUAAUUCGUCGGAAAACCACUCAUAA